AUGCUACCUAAUUUAAUUAAACCGGACGUAAAACCAAGAUCAUUUUCUCUUAACAUAGAUUAAUAUGGUAUAAAAUAAAAAGGUAAAAGGAAUACUUCCCAUUACUCUUAUAAAAUUGUAGAAAAAUUACAUUCUUAACCUACAUCUAAUGGGAAUAUCAAUAUAAAUCAAUAAAAGGAAAUAUAAGGAUCAUUAAUUAUUAUUAUUGGGAAUGUUGAAUCCUUUUUAAAAGAGAUAGCAUCGAAUCAUAAAUACUAAUAAUUUUUAAAGUUCAAAGAUUUUCUAAAUGACAAAUAGGUUACUUAAUUUUUUCAUUAUAUGUCAAAUUUUCUAGUAAAUUUAUAGAGCUCUAUUUUUGAACAUCAUUAUUGUACUUUCUCAUUAAACAAUAAAAUAAUUGAUAUUGAAACUGCAGAUAGUAAAACAGUUUAUGAAGUUAUUACAGAAUUUUUACAUCGUAAUCAAAAAAACCAUGAAAACCUAUAUAUUUAUGGAGGAGAUUUUUAAUUAAUUCAUAAAUCAGAGUUUAGAUAAAUUAUAUAUAUUUCUGGAUAAAGAAUUGAAAAAUAAAUUAAUAAAGACAUCAAAAUGAAUGAAAAAAUAUUUAGAUUUAAGACAUAAUUAUAAAAUUAAUAAAAUGAUAUUAAUUCAGAUGAUGUUUUAAUAGAUCAUAGAGUUUAUUAAAUUGGAAUGCAUAAAAAGAAUAAAGAGAUUAAAUAAUAUUUAUAGUAAUAAAAUAAUGAGAAACGAGAAUUUGUUUUAAAAUAAGGUAUGAAUUUAUUUAAUAUAUAGGAAAAUCAAAAGAAUUACAAAUAAAGAAAAUUAGUAGUAGUUAAAAAGAAAAAAAAAUAGAUUUAGCUUAAGAAUUACCAUAAAUAUGUGAUUAAAUUUAUGAAAAGUUUAAAAGGUUAUUUCACAUAGAAUAUAUAAGUGUAGAAAGAGAUGUAUUUUCUUAAUUUCUAUUACUUUGUGAACUCAGUAUUUAUUAUUCAAAAAAUCUCACUUUAUAAUAAUAAAUAUCUAGAUUAAAUGAUGAUAAUGAGAAAUUUAGAUUACUUAUAAAUAAUGUACUUUAUUUUGAAUUUAAAAUUCUAAAGAGUAUGAAUCUAAAUUUAUAAAAAUUAUAAAAUAGUGUAACACAGACAUUAUUGAAAUUUAUCAAUUAAGAUACUAAAUGUUAAGAUACUAUUAAUAAAAUAUAUUGGAAUGCAUUUUUAAGAUUCAAAACAUUUUAUAUAGAUUAAAAAUGGACAACUAGUGAUUUUCGUUACUUUUUACUAUUACUUAAUGAAGAAUCUCCACUAACUUUAUAGAUAUACUUGUAAUUACCUUUAAGAGAGUUAUCCAAAACAAUUUUCUCACUUAAUGAAGACUUACUAUAAUAAAUAGUAUGGUAAAUUUUAUAUACUAAAUAAUUAUGA
Messenger RNA from Paramecium primaurelia, 1421 nucleotides. The record is from the annotation of a GenBank genome assembly. NCBI's taxonomy places the organism in Eukaryota, Ciliophora, Oligohymenophorea, Peniculida, Parameciidae.